AUGGCCCCUUCCAAACAAUCAGACGCCCUUGCAACCUUAAAGACUACCAUACUGAACCUCAAGACCCUCCUUCACCGCUUCCAUGCCGCUCUCCAAUCUCCAACGCCUGUCCACCCACCCAUCGAAGACUCUCCGAAUCCUCUCGCGCUCCUCUCCGAUGCUUCUCAGAUCCUCAAAGCGCAAACUACGAAGCUUUCUCUCCUAAUCCUCAACAAGCCGUUCACGGCGUCCGCCAUAGUUCUUCAUCUUGAACUCUCUGUCCAACAGCUGCCUCCCAGCGAUGAUGAGCGCACUCGAGCUCUGCCCUGCAGAAGAAUACACCAACCUUCUACACCAGAUGAGCACGGCAUCGAAAAGACUGGGAGUAGAGAUAUUUUGGCUUCUACUGGCGUGCUAUGGGCAGAAUGCGACAAGGUGGUUGCCCUUGGCUCGGGUGGCCUUACGAGGCUUGCAGCGGAGAGGAUUGAAGAGUUUCAUGGCUUGUUAAAGGACGCCAUCGCGGAGCUGGAGGAGUGGGAUCCAGACGAGGAGUCUGAAUCAGAUACAGACUCCCUGACCUCCAACAAGGGGACCACAUCAUCCGCUCGGCCGGUCGAUGCUUCUCUCGAGAAAUCGCUCCAAGGCCUCACUCUUUCACCCGUUGCUGCCCUCCGGAAACGCACCCUCGUUAUCCUCCGCAUAAUCCGUUUGCUUUACCCUGCGCUGAUCAAACGCCGGAUCUUGACAUUUUCCAAUAUUAACAGCUCUACUACGUCGGAGAGCCUUCCUACAUCAUUGCAUAUACAAAGUCUAGAUGCACUACUCGACCACACCAAGCAAUUUACGGAGGAAACGGACGAGAUCGCUGGAGCUCUGUACGCUGGUGAUGAGGAGGAAGUGGAGGAUCGGUUGGGGAACCUUGCGGAAAUCUCGAAGAUUUGUGUGGAAGAAGUACGGAUUGACUGGGGUGGGAAUGAGGACGAAUUUACUGCGUGGGCGGAGAAGUGGAAGGCACGGUUAGAGGAGGUAAGAAGGGGAUGA
Letharia columbiana is the source of this 1020-nucleotide messenger RNA. RefSeq lists its product as uncharacterized. Gene Ontology annotation, cellular component: nucleus. The transcript is spliced from 2 exons. Lineage: Eukaryota; Fungi; Ascomycota; Lecanoromycetes; Lecanorales; Parmeliaceae. Bases 1 to 1020 code for a protein of 339 amino acids. Gene Ontology annotation, biological process: regulation of cell cycle. The record is from RefSeq and is a predicted model, not a curated record.